CACCAGAGUUAUCACCCAUGCCCUCCUAAAAGGGCGUCUCAAAGCACAUCUUGCUGUAGAGCGGAAUUCAGGACCCAGAAGACGAGGGCUCAAAUUGAAUCUCACAGGAUUUGUGUACAAGAGAAACUAAAGGAAUGGAUUGGCUCUUCUUCAGAAACAUUUGCCUUUUGAUCAUUCUAAUGGUGGUGAUGGAAGUAAACAGUGAAUUUAUUGUUGAGGUGAAGGAAUUAGACAUUGAAAAUGGCACUACAAAAUGGCAAACAGUCAGAAGACAAAAGCGGGAGUGGAUCAAGUUUGCCGCAGCCUGUCGAGAAGGAGAGGACAACUCGAAGAGGAAUCCCAUCGCCAAAAUUCGAUCAGACUGUGAAUUGAACCAGAAGAUUACAUACCGAAUUUCUGGGGUAGGGAUUGAUCGACCACCAUAUGGGAUAUUCACCAUUAACCCUCGCACUGGGGAAAUUAACAUCACUUCAGUGGUAGACAGAGAGAUAACUCCACUUUUCUUGAUCUAUUGCCAGGCUCUGAAUUCACGGGGUGAAGACUUAGAAAGGCCUCUUGAGCUUAGAGUCAAAGUUAUGGACAUAAACGAUAAUGCACCAGUCUUUUCACAAAGUGUGUACACAGCCAGUAUUGAAGAAAAUAGUGACGCCAAUGCACUGGUAGUAAAGUUAAGUGCCACAGAUGCAGACGAAGAAAAUCAUCUGAAUUCCAAAAUUGCCUACAAGAUUGUCUCUCAGGAGCCUGCAGGUGCACCCAUGUUCAUUCUGAACAGGUACACUGGAGAAGUCCGCACGAUGUCCAGUUUCUUGGACAGAGAGCAACACAGUACGUACAACCUAGUUGUGAGAGGCUCAGAUCGGGAUGGAGCUGCAGAUGGACUGUCUUCUGAGUGUGACUGUAGAAUCCAGGUUUUAGAUGUCAACGAUAAUUUCCCCACCUUAGAGAAAACAUCAUACUCAGCAAGUAUUGAAGAGAAUUGCUUAAGUCCAGAACUGAUAAGAUUACAAGCAAUUGAUCUUGAUGAAGAAGGCACCGAUAAUUGGUUGGCAAAAUAUUUAAUUCUCUCUGGAAAUGAUGGGAAUUGGUUCGAUAUUCAAACAGACCCAAAAACCAAUGAAGGCAUUUUGAAGGUUGUCAAGAUGCUGGAUUAUGAACAAGCACCUGCUAUUCAGCUUGGCAUCGGAGUUAAAAACCAAGCUGAUUUUCACUACUCCGUUGCUUCUCAAUUCCGAAUGCACUCAACCCCUGUGAGAAUUCAGGUUAUUAAUGUGAGAGAAGGACCCACAUUUCAUCCAAGUUCUAUGGCUUUUAGUGUGCGGGAAGGAACAAAAGGAAGCUCCUUAUUGAAUUACGUGCUUGGCACAUAUACAGCCAUAGAUUUGGACACAGGAAACCCUGCAAAAAAUGUCAGAUAUAUCAUAGGGCAUGAUGCAGGCAGCUGGUUAAAAGUUGAUUCAAGAACUGGUGAGAUACAAUUUUCUAGGGAAUUUGAUAAGAAGUCAAAAUAUAUUAUCAAUGGAAUAUACACAGCAGAGAUCCUGGCUAUAGAUGAUGGCUUUGGAAAAACAGCUACAGGAACCAUAUGUAUUGAGGUUCCUGAUGUCAACGAUUACUGUCCAGACAUUAUUCCUGAAAGAAGAGCCAUCUGCAUUGACUCUCCCUCAGUCCUUAUCUCUGUUAAUGAACAUUCUUAUGGGGCUCCUUUUACUUUCUGUGUUGUUGAUCAGCCACCAGGAACAGCUGACAUGUGGGAUGUCAGAUCAACAAAUGCUACUUCAGCAAUCCUUACGGCUAAGCAGUUUUUAUCUCCAGAAUAUUACCAAAUCCCAAUCCUAGUGAAGGACAGCUAUAACAGAGCAUGUGAAUCAGCACAGAUCGUGCAGUUGUAUGCCUGCGAUUGCGAUGACAACCACAUGUGCCUGGACUCUAGUACUGCAGGCAUCUACACAGAUGACAUAACUGGUGACACGUAUGGGCCUGUCACUGAAGACCAAGCUGGAGUUUCAAAUGUUGGUCUCGGACCAGCAGGGAUCGGCAUGAUGGUUCUGGGCAUCCUGCUACUGCUUUCGGCUCCACUCUUGCUGCUCCUUUGUUGCUGCAAGCGGAGACAGCCAGAAGGCCUGGGGACAAGGUUUGCUCCUGUGCCUGAGGGCGGAGAAGGAGUGAUGCAGUCUUGGGGAAUUGAAGGGGCCCAUCCCGAGGACAGGGAUGUGUCAAAUAUAUGUGCACCCAUGACAGCCUCAAAUACCCAGGAUCGUAUGGAUUCCUCUGAAAUCUACACAAACACUUAUGCAGCCGGGGGUACGGUGGAAGGGGGUGUAUCAGGAGUGGAACUCAACACAGGGCUGGGGACAGCUGCUGGCCUCGUCGCCGGAGGGGCCGCAGGGGCCACGAGGAAGAGGAGUUUUACCGUGGGAACCCUCAGGGACUACGCCGACUCCGACGUCAACAUGGCUUUCUUGGACAGCUACUUCUCGGAGAAAGCAUAUGCUUAUGCAGAUGAGGAUGAAGGUCGACCAGCCAAUGACUGCUUGCUCAUUUACGACCAUGAGGGAGUAGGGUCUCCCGUGGGCUCUAUUGGUUGCUGCAGUUGGAUUGUGGAUGACUUAGACGAAAGCUGCAUGGAAACUUUAGAUCCAAAAUUUAGGACUCUUGCUGAAAUCUGCUUAGACACAGAAAUCGAACCAUUUCCUUCGCACCAGGCCUGUAUACCAAUCAGUACUGACCUCCCUUUGCUCGGACCGCAUUACUUUGUUAGUGAAUCUUCAGGAUUGACUCCCUCAGAGGCUGAAUUCCAAGAAGAAAUGGCAGCAUCUGAACCUGUGAUUCAUGGGGAUAUUAUUGUGACUGAGACUUAUGGUGCUGCUGAUCAAUGUGUGCAACCCACUACAAUUAUUUUUGAUCCUCAGCUUGCGCCCAAUGUUGUAGUAACAGAAACAUUAAUGGCACCUGUCUAUGAUAUUCAAGGGAAUAUUUGUGUACCUGCUGAGUUGGCAGAUUACAACAAUGUCAUCUAUGCUGAGAGAGUACUGGCUAGUCCUGGUGUGCCUGACAUGAGCAAUAGUAGCACAACUGAUGGUUGUAUGGGACCUGUGAUGAGUGGCAGUGUUUUAGUAGGGCCAGAAAUUCAAGUGAUGCAAAUGAUGAGUCCAGACAUUCCCAUAAGCCAAACCAUUGGUUCCACAUCCCCAAUGACACCUCGACACAGAGUUACACGAUACAGUAACAUACAUUACACCCAACAGUAAGUGCUUUAUGAUCAGAAUUCUAUAUGGGGCCCUUGCAUCUUGCAAUCACCAAUGCAUCCGCCAAAGAUAUAUAAGGUACCAUAUAUAUUGACAGUCAACAAAUAUUCACAUAUUCUAAGGUCAAUGUCAUUAUCUGAUUAUAACAUUUUGAAGGUGAAUAUGGCUAAGCACUUUAGAUAAGCCUUUUUUUAAAUUCUUUCUGAUUUUAAAUAAUGCGUCAGAAAUUGUACAGAAAAUGUAUUGCAUCCUUUGAUACUGUCUAAUGAAUAGCACAUAACUCAUAUUGUAAAUCCUAUCGGUUCUGAGGCCUGUAGCACCCAUCUUGCAAACCAAGAUGCCUUGUUCUUGGAAGUUGCAAAAGAAGGCUUGUCUACAUCCACCAGCCAUACUUUUUAGAGAAAUAUUUAUAUUAAAAUGUUUAGUUGAAACAUUGUAUGAAAUGUACAUUACUGAAAGGAAAUUGAAAAGGAAUGUAGAGUAUCUGUCAGUAUCUUCAGAUGUCUGAAGUCAUUUGUCUCUUCAAAAGAUUUUUCAAGAUAAUGCUCUAUUAAGCAAUAGGCAUGUUUAAAUUAAUUUUAAAAAAGAGUUUGCAAACUGAAAGCAUCACUGGAAAUGGUUCAUCAAUGAAAAAAAUAUAUUUUUAUUGAUUUAUAUGAUUAGCUGUAAAUUAAUGUAGAAUAGCAAAAAAAAAAAAAACUUAUGACAAUCCUAAAGUAGAAAGAGUUAUUAGGGGGAAAAUUAGAGUUUUUUCCACUUACAGGGAAUUUUUUUCCUACUGUUGUCAAUUAUGUCAGAAAAAUACAUGAAAUAUGGCUUAAUCAAUUUCAUUGAUCUGAAUCAUAAAACUUUCAAUUGGCAACCAGAUAUUCUCCAAAAGCACUCUGUUAUUAUUCAUAUAUUCAGCAAUGUUUACUUAAAAGCAGCUAGGUGUUGAGUGCUAGUCUUGGCUCUGUGAAUAUACAGGUGAAGAAGACAGACAUGGUUUCUGCCUUCGUAGAGCUUCUGUUCAUUUCUAGGCUUAAAAUAAAACUCUGGGAUAUGUCUUUAAGUUCCUAACAAGAGUAAUUAACAAACUAUUUAAGUCCAUUACCAACUUGUGUUCCUCUUUGCAACACUACUGUUUUUUUGUUU
This is a messenger RNA of Saimiri boliviensis boliviensis (Bolivian squirrel monkey), 4379 nucleotides long. RefSeq names its product desmoglein 4 (gene DSG4). Lineage: Eukaryota; Metazoa; Chordata; Mammalia; Primates; Cebidae. Gene Ontology annotation, cellular component: plasma membrane; desmosome. Gene Ontology annotation, molecular function: calcium ion binding. Gene Ontology annotation, biological process: homophilic cell-cell adhesion. The record is from RefSeq and is a predicted model, not a curated record.